This is a messenger RNA of Asparagus officinalis (garden asparagus), 1613 nucleotides long. Its product is annotated as B3 domain-containing protein REM5-like. The record is from RefSeq and is a predicted model, not a curated record. Gene Ontology annotation, molecular function: DNA binding. The transcript has 8 exons. Lineage: Eukaryota; Viridiplantae; Streptophyta; Magnoliopsida; Asparagales; Asparagaceae. Bases 80 to 1447 code for a protein of 455 amino acids.
CGCAAAUGCACUGUCUUGACUCUUGAGCUUAUACCCCCAAUUUCGGAAGUGCCCUUUGCUUCUCUACGUUCUUGCUGAAAUGGGCAAGCCCAAGCUCAUAUCAAUGGCGACCCCUUCUUUCUUCAAGGUCAUGCUCGCCGAUUUCAGAACCAAAUUGCGGAUUCCACCUUGUUUCAAGAGACACCUUGGAGACUCAAUCGUGCAGAGGUCAGUGCUUCGGAACUCGAUGGGUCGGAAGUGGGAGAUAAAAGUGGGCAUUGUUGAUGAUCAGGUUUUGCUCCAAGAUGGAUGGGGGCGUUUCAUAUCGGAUAAUUCGAUUAAUUCAGGAGAUUUCUUGGUUUUCUUUUAUGACGGCGAUAUGGGUUUUGAUGUUAAGAUCUAUGGGGCGACAUGCUGCGAGAAAAGAGAGGGCAGUGAAGUGAAGAUUGAAGCAGAAUCAGAAGAAGGUUCUAUCGAUAAGAGCUCAACGAUGAAAGCUAGUAGGAAGAAGGAAAGAGAGAGCAGAAGAAGCAGGCCGAAAAAGAGAAAUAUGUGCUUUAAGAUUCUUAGAGGGGUGAAGGCAUGUGAAAAGGCUUUGGAAGCUGCUUGUGCCUUCAAGAGCUCUCAUCCUCACUUUGUUACUACUUGCAGGAGGUCGCCUAGCUUGGGCAUGCGAAUUCCUGCAGAACUAGCUAAGAUAUAUAAUCUUAAGGUGAAGAACUCAAUAGUCCUCGUGGAUCCUCGUGGUACUUCAUGGUCCGUAAAAAUAUCUACCUGGGGUAGUGGGCGUCAAUGUCUGACAUCGGGUUGGAACAGUUUAUACAAGAAAAACCGAUUAAAAGAAGGAGAUGCUUGUGUAUUUGAGUUUGUCCACGGAGGCGCAGUGGUAAACGUUCACAUCUUUCGAGCUCCAGAAUAUAGAGCAAAAUUAAUUUCAAAAUCAGCAGAUCAGAGUACUUUUGGAGUCCUGAAGUGCCAAGAAACAUCAAACUGUUGGCAUGCUGCAAAAUCAAUGGAUUCAUAUAAUAUUAAGAGCGAAAUAUUUCUGAGAGUAGAUGAUAUGAAAAAGGUUCAGCAUGCUGAAAAUUCAAUGGAUUCAGAUAACAAUAAGAGCGAAAGAUUUCUUAGUGUAGAUGAUACGAAAAAGGCUCCAAAUGAAGCCAAAUCCUUUAAAUCAACCCACCCAACUUUUGUUACUGUUUGGAGGCCGUCUCGUUUACAUCGUGUGUACAUUCCAAAGAAAGUAACGCAAGAACUUGGCUUGGUGAAAGAUCAACAAACAACUCUAAUCGAUCCUUCAGGGAAAUCUUGGCGCGCAUACAUCAGAGUUCGAAGUUACGGGCAUGUAGAAUUGAGGGGUGGAUGGUGCCGCUUCUCAAGAGGAAACAACUUGGCCUUGGGCGAUGUAUGCAUAUUUGAGUUCUUUGGAGGAGCUGAGUACAUAAAAGUACACAUUUUUCGUACAUGAGAAAUACACACCUCUAAUUAGUCUCGAUCUGGUCUGCAAUUAUGUCAAUAUUGGUCUUGUUUUGUAGAAGUUUGGGAAGUGAUAAACUCACUAGCUUAUCAAGUUUAAGCCAAGAACUUUGGUGUUUAUCUUGUUCUAUGAAACCAUGAAGGCAGUUUUAUCAUAA